AUGACGGACGAAAGCUUACCACCUUUUCACCGAAAUAGAGUGAGAUUGCCACGGAAACAGGAUCAGCAUGUGUCUUCCAGUAAAGCCAAUCGACAGCUGGUCAAGAGGAAUCGGCCGUCGUUUUCCGGUGGAACCGACCUGCGAAUCUCUUCACCUAACACUUUCACUCGAAAUGGAAGUAAGCUCAACAAUUGGGAAUUAUUUUCCCCACACAAAAACAGUUUUCACCUUCUCUGUUGCUACAGCGAAACUGCAGCCCGUCGCAUGGGAGGACUUCAUCGAUAUCAAAACCGUUCAUGCUUGAUGACGCGCAAUUUGCCCAUUUCAGCGGCUUUGUGUGCCGGCUGCAGUGGGAUCUCUGGAGCAACUGUGAAAAAAGCAUUUGUCACCAACAGCUGCAGAGGCUUGCAGACUGCCAGAAUGCUCAGCAGUCCGGAUAUUUGGCAAUGGCCUCUUGUCGCUUGUUUGACUGAUUAA
Messenger RNA from Protopolystoma xenopodis, 477 nucleotides. Lineage: Eukaryota; Metazoa; Platyhelminthes; Monogenea; Polystomatidea; Polystomatidae. The record is from the annotation of a GenBank genome assembly.